UUAUCAUUUUAGUGUGAGAUUGUGCUAAAAGAAAAUAUAUUUUUAUUUUAAGGCAUUUUUACCAAGAGGGAAAACAUUUUCCCCCCGCAUCUGGGUCACUCUUCUCCUUCCUCUGACUCACAUGUAAGCACCUCAAAUACCUUCCGCUGUUCUCUGUGUUAUUCUUCAGUUGUGGUUGGAGAAAUUUGUCCCAAACAUGCAUUGAAGAGAUGACUAGUGAUUCAGACCCUCUGCUGAUUGCUUCUAAUCAUCCCACAUGUAAAUCACUCCUCAGGUGUAUUUCUUAUAUGCAGAGAAACCUUUGUGAGCGGUGAGCAGCAACUAAUGUAAGCUGGAUUUGAUCAAACACUAACAACCUCACAUUUGUGCAACCAUCAUUCAAAUAACUUUUUGAAUAAUUACUAUUUACUGCACUUUCUGUGGUUCCCUCCUAGGGACAGAGAGACUAAAUUAGCUGUGUUCAGUUGUGUUACAAGGAUUAGUGCAUUGCAGAGGGGAUCACACUUACCUGCAGAGAAAAGAAAAAUCAGAUUCAUUUUAUCAUCUCAGCUUGACUUUAUCAGUAAUAUUCAUUCAUUUUUCUCAAGUUUUUGUAAUGUAUUUUUUUAGCAUGUCAUGUAAAUCAAUAGCUGGGGCUUCUCUCUUAAUUUCCCACCAAACCAGCAGAAGACCCUUUGAAAUCCCCACGCAUGGUAAGUACAUGUAAUCAUUUAGAAUCAUUUUAAAUGUCAAUGCUUAAGGAAUCCCGAGGAUCCAGUUUUAAUGGGACAAUAAAACCGAACCACACCGUUGUUUCUCUCUCUCUCUCUCUCUCUCUCUCUCUCUCUUUUUUGUUUAAAUUGCAGCCUCACUUCAACGCUGCCAGCUCUGUAGCACUCGUAAACACAUUCGCACCUCUCUUUUAUUUAAAUGUCGGUUAAGUUAUGGCACAUAAUUGAAGAGCGAAAAAAAAAAUGCAUUUGAAUGGUGUCUGGCGGAGCAGGUCCAAUCCACAAACCCACACUGAUUUAAAAGCGCACAGAAAGGAGAGACAGGACAAGUUUCUGUUCCUGGAAGAACAAAGGCACCUCAACAAUCAAGUUAAUUAAAACUACUGCUGGUGUCAGAAAUAAAGGGAGUUAUAUUCAUACCCAUUAAUUACUUUUUAAAAAAGUACACAAUUUGCAUAAUUAAGUGACUUAAAACUCAUCUUCUUUAAAUUAGAUUAUCACGCAGUGUUGUCUUUAUUAAGGUCUAAUUUCUUCUUUUUUAAAAGUUUUAAGGAAAAAAGAUCCUACUUAAAAAAAAAAAAAAAGUAAAACCAUCUCCUUGCGUUUUGCCCACCAGGAGAAAAAAAAAAAAAUCUCUAAAGCUGAUGGUCUCUCUGCGAUUACCCUAUCAGGUGCAAACCGCUGACAUGUUUCCACCCACCAACAACAAAAAAGCCUCUCUGUGCCCAAAUCUCCAGCCGCAGACGCACAAACACCGCUGACAGGCAGGCAGGCAGCGCUGCGCUUUCAUCAGCCUCUCCAGGGAUCUACGACUUUUACUGUCACUGCGAUAUUUUUUCAUUUUAAUUUCACCUGGAUAAGUUUAUCUGCUUGACUUGUCUUUUGAGGACCGCUUUAUUUGAUUUUUUUUUCUAACAUUCCUACAUUGUUAGAAUAAAAUGUGCCUUGCAAGGUGUAGAAAUCCCCCACAGGUACGGACCAAGAUGAAGAGCCUGUGAUCUCUGGAGGAGCAGAAGCUCAAAGGAUAUUUUUUUAAGUAAGGGGGAUUUUUUGAGACGUCGCAGCUUGGCUCCAGUUUAACGUGAACUUUUGAUACUCCGAGGACCUGAUCUGAGAAGUUAAUCUUUGGGAUAGUUCCCCCAACAAGGAAGCGCCCAAUGUUGUACUCCGUGCCUUUCCUGCUGCAUAUAUCCUUACAUUGGGAUUCAGUCUCCUGCUUACCGCCGGAGUUGUGUGCGUAAAAAGACGCGCAGCGGAGCGAAAGUCAGAGAGAGACAGAGAAGGAGGCGAUCGCGCCAACCUUUCCCGGGGUUCAGAGUGUGGAAGCAGGUGUAUUUGAGCCGUCUUUCUGAAAGCCAAGAUGUCCGUGCUGCCUUCGAGGUUCCUCUACCUGUGUUUACACUUUCUGGUUUUCUACUUCCAGCUGCAGGAAUCGCAGCAGAGCACUGCCGAUUUCAGGUUUUACAUUGAAAACCACACGAGGAACCCGGACGACCUGAGCCGAAAGCAGGUCCGGAUCUACCAGCUCUACAGCAGGACCACGGGGAAACAUGUCCAGAUCCUGGGGAAGAAAAUCAACGCCAAUGGAGAUGAUGGGGGCAAGUAUGCCCUUCUUGUUGUGGAGACGGAAACAUUCGGAAGUCACGUUCGAAUAAAAGGAAAAGAAAGUGAACAUUAUAUUUGCAUGAACGACAAGGGCAAAAUUGUUGGAAGGCCUGAUGGAAGGAGGCAGGAGUGUGUCUUUGUCGAGGAAUUCCUGGAGAACAACUACACGGCUCUUGUGUCGGCCAAGUACAAAGGAUGGUACCUUGGCUUCAACCGGAAGGGCCGGCCCAAGAAAGGCUCACGCACCACGCAGAGGCAACAGGAAGUCCACUUCAUGAAGCGCCAGCCGAAAGGUCGAGUGGACCCGUUGGAGGAGUUCCGUUUCACCACAGUAACUAAGCGGACACGAAGGGCUCGGCGAUUAAAAACCAACCCCAAGAGGAACUGACGGGACCGUUGGGAAAGCACUAGAUGUCCUCACAGGAGGGAACAGAAACUGAAAAUCUCAAGCUUCUUAAAAGAAUCACCUUAAAGACUCUGCUUCUGUAAAAGAAAGACAAACUAAAAGAACAAAAAGUCAAAGAUGUUUUAUUUUUGUAUUUCAGGAUGACUGAAUAUUUCCUGACUCUUGGAUUCUCCUGGGUUGAUGUCAUUGUGCUAAUGUUUCUGUCAUGUUAUUUAUACUGGAUAAACUCAAGGACCUCUGAGAGAACUCGUGUCGCUGCUGUCCUCAGCCACGUUUGAACUGCAAGCUGAAGGCAUACUUUCUUUUUGACAAUGGGAGCUGAAGCAGGAGCUGACGCAAUGUUAUAAAAAUCAGCCAACUAGAGAUUUAUUGGAAUACCUGUUGGUUUUUGUUUGUGUUGCCCCUGACAACGCGGAUCCCAUACUUUCCACUGGAAUUAGACACCAUGGAGAUGAAACGGAGAGAGGCGGCAGGUGACACCACGCUGCCGGGAUAACUGUGUAGCUUUGAGUGCAAUAUUUUACAAGUCUCUUGUCCGCUACGUUCUUUCCAUAUGUCUUUCAUCCCUAAAAGUCACUUGUGGCUCCUGGAAUGCGCUGAAACCUCGCAGUCCCCGGUGAGAUCUUCAUGACAUUUCCAUGCAGCCUGCGAUUCAGCUGAAAUGCAACGUGCUUUGACGAGUCCAACACCCGUUGUGAUUUUAGUCUUGUUUAAACACUGAAAGGAAACAGUACAAACAGAAAAAAACAGCGUAAUUCCACACUGUCUUCCAGCUUCAACACACGUGGGGAAGGUUGUUAAUCCUUUUUGUCUGUUUCUAUCAGCUCUUCGUCACAUGUGUUAAAACUGUUUCAGAUAUGGAUUCCUUUUAUUCCUAAACUGAGAGCUUGCCAGCUUUUUGGGGCUGACAAUGACUUCCUCUACCUCUUUUGUUUAUCUUUACCUGGUCUGAUUGUCUGUGUUCAGUUAAUCUCAACUUUGACCUUAAACUCAGCUUUUCUUCUUUUCUUUCUCUCACUUGAAGAUGCUUUUGGAAAAGAAAGCAUACCAAUCAUCCACAGACAGGAAAUCUGUGCAUUAUCCUACAUUAUUUUAUAAACCUCCAUCUGAUGAUUAAAGCUUCUUCUCAAAUACUGAGUUGACAGGAUUCAGAGAAUCCUUUCGGCCAGAUUUCAUGUCUGAAUCAUAAAAAGGGAAAACACUUUGCUUCUCACCGACAACAAACUCCAGGUUUUUUCACCAGUAGUUUGUAUUUACCUGACCCCUGGCAGGUCUUUUUGUAUGAGUUGCUACUAACAACAUGACACAUUUAUGUUUUUUUUAAA
Messenger RNA from Poecilia latipinna (sailfin molly), 4046 nucleotides. RefSeq names its product fibroblast growth factor 24 (gene fgf24). The transcript is spliced from 5 exons. Gene Ontology annotation, molecular function: growth factor activity. The coding region runs from base 2071 to 2703 and encodes 210 amino acids. Lineage: Eukaryota; Metazoa; Chordata; Actinopteri; Cyprinodontiformes; Poeciliidae. The record is from RefSeq and is a predicted model, not a curated record.